Pimephales promelas (fathead minnow) is the source of this 2199-nucleotide messenger RNA. RefSeq names its product cellular tumor antigen p53. Gene Ontology annotation, molecular function: DNA-binding transcription factor activity, RNA polymerase II-specific; RNA polymerase II cis-regulatory region sequence-specific DNA binding. Gene Ontology annotation, cellular component: nucleus. The record is from RefSeq and is a predicted model, not a curated record. Gene Ontology annotation, biological process: protein tetramerization; apoptotic process; regulation of transcription by RNA polymerase II. Lineage: Eukaryota; Metazoa; Chordata; Actinopteri; Cypriniformes; Leuciscidae.
UGCUCUCUUUCUCUUUCGCUGUGAUGAAUAAAGGAAGAGACUGAACUGCAAGAUAACUUUUAUCUGAAGCAGCACGUGUGUUUUUUCAAGAUCAGAAAGUGUUCCUGCUUGUUUGUUUCUGCAGUCUAUAGUGCCCUCUUUAUUGGCUAAAGUGGAGCACUGGAGCCAUGAGUGAUGAUGGGGAGAUGAUGGAGCUGCCCCUGAGCCAGGGCAAGUUUGAGCAGAUUUGGGGGGACCUAGGGUUUGGUGAGCUGAUCAAGGAGCUACCUCGUACAAACAGUGAUGCUUGGCUUACUGCUGCAUUGCCUGAUGGCCCUGCUUUUACAGAUGGCUUUGACCUGGAUCUCCCAGAGAACACUGACACUGCUCUUCCUGCACCUGAUGUGGCCCCAGUUGUGGACAACCUCCCACCUCCUGCAACUGUAGUGCCCUCCAUCUCUGAUUAUCCUGGGGAAUAUGAUUUCCAGUUACGCUUUAAUCAGUCCAGCACUGCAAAGUCAGCCACAUCCACAUAUUCUCAGCUACUGAAUAAGCUGUACUGUCAGCUUGCAAAAACAUGUCCUGUGGAUGUGCUGGUGGGCAGAGAACCACCUAAGGGUGCCAUACUGAGAGCCACAGCAAUUUAUAAGAAAUCGGAGCAUGUUUCUGAGGUGGUAAUCCGCUGCCCACACCACCAGAAUGUUGCUGAAAAUAACGAAGGUAUUUCUCACCGUAGUCAUCUCAUCCGUGUGGAGGGCAGUCAAAAAAUACAGUACCACCAGGAUCUAAACACCAAGAGGCAUAGUGUGACGCUGCCUUACGAGUCCCCGCAGCUGGGUUCUGUGGCAACCACCAUACUACUGAAUUUCAUGUGCAAUAGCAGCUGUAUGGGUGGGAUGAAUAGGAGGCCAAUUCUCACCAUACUGACCCUGGAGACAUUCGACAAACAGGUCCUUGGUCGCCGAUGUUUUGAAGUUCGAGUGUGUGCAUGUCCAGGCCGUGACCGCAAAACAGAGGAAGACAACCUGAAAAAGAUUAAUGGAGAACUGGUUCCUAGGACAAAGAGAAAGCGUGAGGUUUCUGAUCAGUUAAAAGAGCCACUCCCUGCUGCUGGUCUUGCGUGCAAGAAGAUUAAGGCUGACUCCAGUUCUGACGAAGACAUCUACGUUCUUCAUGUACGGGGAAAAGAAAGAUUCAAAAUGCUUAAAACUAUAAACGCUAGUUUGGAGCUUAUGCACAUGAUGCCUGUUGCUGACCAAGAAAAGUACAGGCAAAAACGACACACCUCAAAACAUGAUCAAUCCUGUCUGCAGCCGAAGAGUGGCACAUCUUAAAAGAUUCAGAGUAAAUGGCUUUUUAAAAUAUUAUUUUCAAUGCACAAAAAAGUGUUCUGCUUCUAGUUGUGCUGAAGGUGGGGUAACCUGUUUUGUUUUGUUUUUUUUAUGCCAAAGUUUCAAACAUACUAAAUUUCUUUUUUUUUUACAUGCUCAUUUGUUAUUAGUAGUAUUUGUUUUAGUGUUUUCUAAUUUGACUUCUCUUCAUUUGUCAUGUACCUUACCUUAUUCCAGUGUCACCAGUUUUUCCAUUUUUAUUAACACAUGCAAAUACUUUACUAUUUUACUUCAGUAAUAUUUUGUAAUACCAGCAAGGAUAUAUUUGUAAAAAAAUAAAAGAUUACUUUUGAAUUUGUGAUUGCAUAUUAGAUCUGAGGUGAACAAAAACUUUCUUAACCUGAUGCAUCUAACUGCACAAAUAGAAAAGGAAUUUCAAAAGCAUUUUUUAUAAUUGGUCUAUUUGGGGUCUGAGGUAUAAUUUGGGGUUUUAUUUCUUUAAAUUAUAUUUAAAAUUGAAGUAUUUUUUGCUUGUCAAACAAGAAUUCAGGAUAUGCAUACAAUUUUUGAACUUGCUUCAAACACCCUCAUUGAAAACAUUAUUUCUGUUUGGGGUAUCAGAAGCAUUUUGUAAAAAUGAAUCUAUGGAGUUGGUUGCUGUACCUGUGUUGUUGACAGUUUAUUUUUAUUUAAAAGACUGCAUCUUUCUACAAUUUUUUUUCUGGGUUCAGAUCCCUUAAACGCAUGCAGUGUUACAAUAUUGGAGUCACAUCUAGUAUUAGAAACAAUCCCAAGAUUCAUUUUGACACCAUCAGCAACAGUUUACUUGUUUUUUGUGGCUAAGAUAAACAAUAUAAAACUACAUUUAUUCAUUCCUUUCAAAAUACUU